Messenger RNA from Cotesia congregata, 1557 nucleotides. NCBI's taxonomy places the organism in Eukaryota, Metazoa, Arthropoda, Insecta, Hymenoptera, Braconidae. The record is from the annotation of a GenBank genome assembly.
AUGGAAGUUAAAGUUAACGACUACACUUCUGCUAACUUAAAAAGCACAGAGUGGCGUUCUCAAGACGCAAAUUCAGACUUUGGUCUAGAUGACUCGAUAGCAUCAACAAUAAACUCAUCAUUUCUGUCUUCGAACACUCAGAAGGACGCAAAUUCAAGCUUAACUUCUGAAGAAGGACUCCUGAACGCUCUAAAUAAUUUAAGCAUUGAGUCUGUGGAAAAACCAAGAAGAUCUUCACGGUCAGACCCAAAUCUAGAUAGUUCUUACGAAGACUGCCAGGAUUUGUCGUCGAACACGCAAAUUGACCUUUCGAUCAACAAUACCGUGAUUCAUGAUCCUUCACACUCUGCAGAUGAUAAAAAAUUCACCGGUGACCAAAUUAGUGACAUUCCAAUAAGUGUAAAUUCAGAAGUGACACAAAAUAACUCUCUAACAGAGAAUGAUAACACGAAAGAAGAAACAACUUGUAGCCAAGUAAUUGAUACUCCAACAAACGAGCAUCAAGAAUGUGUUUCUGGCUCGCAAACUACUUCUGACAAUACUGGAGAACAAAAAAACACUACACAAGACGUAAUAAAUGACAUGCCGAUAAACAGUGACAGUAAAGCUAUUCCGGACGCUGAUCAGAAGAAUAUGAAUAGUAAUAUUAAUAAAAGUGCAGUUUUAAACCAGUCUACUAAAAAAAAUAAGCCUGCUUCACCUUCUUUACUUCCUAAACCAAAGCCUCGAACUGUUGAUUCAUCAAUUUUGGAUCAAUCGGUGUCAAAAGUUACAAAACCAGCUGCUAAGCAUGUUAUUAAGACAAUUACUGAUGCUUCCGAUGGUGCACACCUCAAAGAAGAGCGAAUAAAUCACUUUGGUAUCCCAGUAAUUUCCGGAAGGAAAAAACACAUUGAGGCUCAACCGUUUAACUUUUUAGCACGAGGAAAAAGUAACAGUAUCACCAGCAAAACAUCUGAUACAAAACAAGUUGGUAAUAAAACAUUGAAUGCUACUAGCAGUAAAAUAAUGAAUAAAACAAUCGGUGGUACGACUGAUAAGACGAUGAAUAAAACAUUGGGCAGCGCGUCUGAUAAAUUAGUUAAUAAGACACUGACUGCCAAAAGAAUUUCUAACGUUCCAUCAAGAGUAAUGGACAAGACUAUUAAAAAGCCAAGUGUUUUAAAUACGACUAGGUCUUCGAGCAAUGCAAAAAUUAGUACGAAAGUUAAUCAAGAGAAUAAGACGCCGAAUGUUAUUCCUAAACCGAAAAUUCAAGCUCCGAAGCCGAGCAGAAUUUCAGGACCGCCAAAGUUGCACACUGAUAAGAGAGCCAAGGAGAGACAUGAGUUUGAUGUUCAGAUACGACAGAAGCAACUGGAGAUCGAUAGACUGAGAAUGAUGUGGGAAGAAAAGCAACGGGAGAAGGAAAAGCUUGAAGAAUUAGCGUUAAGAAAAACUAUGGAGCCCAGAGCACAUCCAAUGCCGGAGUUCAAGGCCCCUGUGCCUAUUAAAUCAUCCAAAGCUCUUACUGUACCCCAGAGUCCCGCGACCUGGGCUAAUAACCACAAGAAGUGA